This is a messenger RNA of Mesocestoides corti, 3162 nucleotides long. The record is from the annotation of a GenBank genome assembly. Lineage: Eukaryota; Metazoa; Platyhelminthes; Cestoda; Cyclophyllidea; Mesocestoididae.
AUGUCACAUACAGGUGGCGAUAUUGGAGAUAACAAUUGUUCCCUGCAUGCUUGGAGUAGGACUCCAGAUACAAAUGCAGGUGGCGAAAUUUGGCCGAUAUUGCCAGAUUCGUCUACCUCGCGUAAACCUGAGUCUUCGCAGUGGCCAACUCCUGCCGAAUUAGUUGGGGGCUCCAGAGGAGAUGCCUUCUCCGAUUUCUCGCUUUCGAAUACGUGGAGUGCUCCUGGUACGGCAUUGGCGCUCCGGUCUUUAGGUGAUACUGAUGACCAGCCUGAUUCCUGGUCACCUGUCGAUUCAGCUCGAUCCGCCAACACAGUCGAACCGGUAGCUGUGCCUCGCGCUAUAACGGGUGGUGGAAACGUUUCAGUGGGUGACACUGCAUUUAAUUCGCGCCAACGUGUCUCCAGCGUUAGCAGCAACAAACCCCGUGGUGAAAGUUUCUCUAGCUGGGGUUCCCAACCUGAGGGAGAUUUCAAUGCAUUUUCUAACCAAUUACCGUCUACCUCUGAAAGCAAGAUGCCCAAAAACUGCUCACAGUCUGGGGAAGGGUCCGCUCCUGUUUGCUCAAGCGCUAGCGAAUCUGGUAAUCACACUGAUGGCCUUUGUGAAAAUGAGACAAUAUUAAAAGCGCUGGUCAACACCAAAGAAUGUUGGGGCCAGCGUCCUGUUGACCAAUCGACUCCUUGGGAUACAACUCUCACUACUGAUGACUCCGGCGCGGGGUCUGCUGUGGCUUUCAACGCAUCAGGGAAUCAGACCUCGACUGGGUUGCUUGGUGACGCAGUUUCUCUCGCUUUGAAACAGAGACGUGGAAUUAAGGGAGCUGGAAGUAACUUGGUUCCAAAGCAGGGCACAUCUCUUGAAUCUAAUGUUUGGUCCAGUGAACCACCAACAGGGACCUCUAUCUGGGAAACACACUACGAGACUUUGGGCGAGCGAACAGCUCGUUGGAAACAAACUGCUUCCACAACAUCUGGUACUUCGAGGCUUGCGUCUGACGUUAAUUCUCCUCCAGGAACCCAUCGUCUCGUUCCCUCGUUUAUAACCCAACCCCACCCACUUCAGCCUUCUCCUGUCCAACAACAACAGCAGUCACGUCCAUUCCCAACCAGCUUUUUCCCCCAGCAGCCGCAACCAAGGUUCGGUCAGACACCAGGUUCUGGUCGCGGUCCAAAUGGGAUUCUCGGAGGCACCAGCAACUUCAAACCCCUUCAAUCAGCUGCUCCGGGCUCAUCAGGCUGGCCACUUCCACUAAGUACUGAUAGUUCAAGUCCUAUAGAUGACCCGAAACGGUUUAUAGCGCCUACAGCGUCGUGGAGUUCCGAUGGUCAGGCGGGUCGAACUAUCAGCAAGCAACAGGUAUCACUGGGUGAAUGCCGUUGGCCCCCCUCCUCCAAUGAUAAUCCCUGGCAGACAGGCACGACUGCAGUAGAUCCUCGAAAGUUAGUCCCCUGGCCUCAACAGGCAGCAUCCGCACCUCAGCGCUUUCAUCUUCGCCAAAAUGCCUCCAUUCCUCCAAUUCGUCUAUUAACACCGAAUCCAAUCCCUGCUGGCGCUGCCACCGCCCUGCGCACUGACAUUGCCCGUCAACUCAUGGUUCUAGGCUUUCAUGACGAGGCUGGUGCCCUCUUCAACGACCACACCAUUGACGACGUAGAAAGAUUUCUCUUUGAAUUGCGGGACCGAACGGGUGGCGCGCACCCAGGCCUUAAUCAACUCAUAAACUCAGUUUCUGCUAUACUCAUGGCAGCUUCCGCCUCAGGCUCUGCACCACCAGCCGAUAUGCAACAGCAGCAGCAGCAGCAGCAGGCACCAACAUUUGACAUAUUUGAUACUCGGGCUGCGGCUGCCGCCGCUGCAGCCGCUUUUCACAUGAACAAACCUCACUUCCCAGGGCGACAGCACCCUGCACCGCCACCACUUCCACCGGGUCAACACUCGGAUUUCCUUAAUCAGUUGCUUAUGCGAGAGAGCCAAUUGCAGACGACAAUCAUGCAGUUGGAUAAAAAACGAAGGCCGGACACUUCUUUUCAGGAGCUCAUCAUGAAGCAUGCGCAAUUGCGGAAAAUGAAUAUGGGUGGUCCAACAGCCCACCAUUCCAAUUCGAUGCUCCAGGAGAUCCUGAUACAGCAAUCCCAGGUCUCCCAGCAGAUCGAAGUUCAGGAAGCCUAUUUGAACCAGGUUCACGGCCAGAUCGCCCUACUGAAUCGGGUGGCUGCAGUCAGCGCUGGCGGAGGUGGCGGUGGUAGCAACAACGAUGAGGCGGCCAUGCUUAUGCGGAUGCGCACCGCACCGAUCCCUCCUCCUCCUCCUCCACCCACGUCCAUCACUCCCGCCAGUUCCGUAAGUCGCCUAACCCACCCGAGCGGCUUUGGCGGUGGUGGUGGAUCCCGCGGCGGCGGUGCCAGUGGCCUCAUGCUCAAUUCCCCUUCCCCUCCGGCGGACUUGGUUUCGAAAAUGGCCGACAUGAAACUAUGCAUGGAUAUGAGUCGUCGAAUGCCCUGGGAAGGUGGUGGUAGUGGUGGUGGCGUGUGGGACGCCCCGGCGCAGCCGCAGUUCCCUCACCCGUCUAGCGGUUUCCCCAACACUGAUCUUUCCUCCAAUGUCUUUCCUCUCACCUCUGCGAGUCCCUUGGGUGGUGAUCGUCGCUGGGCAGUCGGUCCGCCUCAGCCACCGCACGCUACCACUGAUUUCCACCAGUCCACGCCUCCCAAUGUUGACAGAGCCAUUUGGAGUGCCUCGUGGCUCCUCGUAUCCGACAUAACCCCUCAAUUCUCGCUGGAAGUUCUCAAAGUGACAAUUUUGGCGGCACUUGAACAGCAACAGCAACUUCAAAACGGGGUUGCCAAUGAAAGUAGCCCCUACGGUAACUUCGAAGUGCAUCCUAACCUGCCGGCUCGCUAUGUCCUCGUCGGUUUCGUAAACGCACAUGAUGCCAGUGCUGUUUCGGCCUUCAUUUCGAACAAUGGGUUCAAACUGGCUGGUACCCUAUCGGUUAUAGGUCCUGCAGAGGCUGUUGCCAAGUUACAAGAAAUCAAAAGUUUGGCUUCACAAGCAGACGAAGACCUUCAGUCGCAGUGGCCCGACCAAUUAUCAUCUGCGCCCGGAAGCCGCGUCCUGCAGAAAGCUGGCGCUACAGUCAAUGUGUCUUCAAACGAGUAG